Messenger RNA from Saccharomycopsis crataegensis, 789 nucleotides. It is a transcript of the gene CIR1, whose product is annotated as Cir1p. The transcript has a single exon. Gene Ontology annotation, molecular function: electron transfer activity. NCBI's taxonomy places the organism in Eukaryota, Fungi, Ascomycota, Saccharomycetes, Ascoideales, Saccharomycopsidaceae. Gene Ontology annotation, cellular component: mitochondrion. Gene Ontology annotation, biological process: fatty acid beta-oxidation using acyl-CoA dehydrogenase; amino acid catabolic process. The coding region runs from base 1 to 789 and encodes 262 amino acids. The record is from RefSeq and is a predicted model, not a curated record.
AUGCUGUCCAAAUUGAGAAUUCUUGUUCCUGUUAAAAGAACCAUUGAUGCUGCCAUCAAACCAAGAAUCAACAAGGCCAAUACUGGGAUUGAAAGUUCGGGGGUGAAGUUUUCAAUCAACCCGUUCGAUGAUAUUGCCAUAGAAGAGGCCUUGAAGCUCAAAGAAAAAAACAAGGGGCUUGUGGAAAAUAUCCAUGCUGUGACGGUGGGUCCAAAGAAGUCCGAAGAAAUAUUGAAAAACUGUCUCGCGAAAGGUGUUGACAAGACAACCUUGGUGAGCAUCGAUGAUAAAAAACCAGAAUUGCAACCAUUGUCAAUAGCCAAGAUCUUGUCCAAGUUGGUUGAAGAAAACAACUCCAAUUUGGUGAUAAUGGGUAAACAAGCCAUCGAUAAUGAUUGCAACCAAACUGGCCAAUUGCUUGCUGGUCUCUUGAACUGGUCCCAAGCUUCUAAUGCCAGCCAGGUUAUUGUUGACGAGGCUAAUGGUGAAGUUACUGUCCACCAAGAAGUUGAUGGUGGUUCCAACAUUGUCAAGUCCAAAUUACCAUUAGUUGUGACCACUGAUUUAAGAUUGAAUACUCCAAGAUAUGUUUCCUUGCCAAAAUUGAUGAAGGCUAAGAAGAAGCCAUCCAAUAUUGUGAAAUUGGACCAACUAGGGUUAGCCGAAUUACAAAAUGACAAUAGAAUCGAAAUAUUGAAGGUUUCAGAACCUCCUGCUAGACCUUCUGGUAAGAUUUUGGGGUCGGUUGAUGAAUUGAUUGGAGAAUUGAAGAACAAAAAGCUUUUGUAG